AUGUAUAACAAUCCAGAUCAUAGGGUCCCUAUCGUGACCAACUCGAGAUACACUGGACAUGGAUUCACAGAAGAAGGAAACAUUAGCGAUAUAAAUUCUGAUAAUACAAUGCAAACAAGACCUGUGUUCCAAUAUGACGAUAUGAACGAUGAAUCCUAUCGAUUUACUACAGCUUCCGGUGAAAAUGAUCUCUUAUUGUCACAUUCUGAUGCGAAUCUUCAGUAUUAUUACCCAAGUAACGCAAGCGUUAAUUUUAACAAAUACUCACAACAGCACAGAACGGGAUUGGGAUUCCAAGUACCAUACGAAUGUAUCAACACAUCACAAAAUGCUGAUUCCAAUGGAUCUUCCAAAAUCACAACAGAAAUCUCAUCAGGUUUCAGCUCAUUUAUCGGAUUCUUUACUAAAUUCUCCAAAGAAGCAUCGUCAAAGUCAGUCGAUGUCUUCACAACCAUUUUGUCUAUCGCUAAAUCAUUCUUCCUUAACGUAAUUGGUAUAGCUCUGGGAGUAUUUUUGUCCAUGCUGUUCUUCACAAUCAUCUCAUUCCUUUUAUAUAACGGAAAGAAUAUUAAAGAUUUCAAAAACGAACCAAAGAAGAAGAGUCCGCCACCAACGCCACCACCAAAGACUCAAAUUAAACAACAAGAUCCACCUCCGAAGCCCGAGGUUACAUUCGAGCCCGUUCAUUUCAAAGACAUCUUAGGUAUCGACGAAGCAAAGGAAGAUGUCCAGGAAAUAGUCAAGUUCAUAAAGCAGCCAUUUCUGUACAAAAAGGUCGGAGCAAAGGUUCCCAAGGGCAUUUUGUUAGUAGGCCCACCGGGAACGGGAAAGACAAUGUUGGCAAAAGCCGUGGCCACAGAAACCGGGAUACCGUUUAUAUACACAAGUGGUCCUGAAUUUGUUGAAAUAUAUGUCGGACAAGGAGCACAGAGGAUAAGAGCCUUGUUCCAAAAAGCCCGAAAAAUAGCUCCAUGUAUAAUAUUUAUAGAUGAGAUCGAUGCAGUGGGAUCUAAAAGAGCAACAGGCUCUCUGAGCGGACAAAAUCGAGAACACGACCAGACAUUAAAUCAGCUUCUAGUUGAAAUGGACGGAUUCAACGUUUCAACUGGAAUCACAAUUCUAGCAGCAACAAAUAGACUCAGCGCACUAGAUAGAGCACUUCUAAGACCCGGUAGAUUCGAUCGAGUUGUGCACAUACCCCUCCCAAGCAUUCAGGGGAGGGAGGAAAUUUUACAGCAUUACCUGAAGGACGUCAACUACAAUAAGGAAAGUAUAAACGUAAAAGAACUUUCUAAAAUAACCCCAGGAUACUCUGGAGCAGACUUAAAAAACUUAGUUAAUGAAGCAGCACUGAUAACAGUAAAACAAGAUCGAUUAAUGGUUGAGUUGGCUGAUUUGUACGAGGCUAGAGAUAAAAUAAUCAUGGGAAAUAAGAGGAAGCUAUUAAUGCCCGACAUUGAGAGAAAAAUGACAGCGUACCAUGAAGCAGGCCAUGCACUAGUGGCCUAUUACCUUUACCCAAACACAGAUCCAAUACAUAAGGCAACAAUAAUAACCAGAGGAACAGCCUUGGGAUUUGUGGAACAGCUUCCAAACGACGACUAUGAUAAAAGCAGCUAUAAACUUAUCGAGAUGAAGUCGAGGCUUGCAGUUUGUAUGGCUGGAAGAUUAGCUGAGAAGCUGGUUUUUGGCUCCGAUAAUGUAACAUCCGGAGCAUCUUCUGAUAUCAUAGUUGCGACUGACCUCGCAUACAAAAUGAUAACCCAGUAUGGAAUGUCUAAUAAACUCGCCUCACUAAACUUCCACAACUUAAAUAACUUAAACAACAAACUAAGCACGGAUCUCAACGUUAAGAUCGAAAAUGAAAUAAUAGAGUUAAUAAGGGAGGCAGAACACAUAGCUGAGUCGAUAUUAAGAAGAAAGAGAAGUCAGCUUGAGCUUCUCGCAUCAGAAUUGCUCAAAUACGAGACUUUAACUGGUGAUCAGAUAACAACGCUUUUGAAGACGAACAAAUCGCUAAAUCUUCCAAUCAACGGCCUACCAGAAGAAUCUAGUGAUCUUGAAAAGGACGCAAAAGCCAACGCUAAAACCGACUCAAGUUCUGAAACUAACGCUGAUGAAGGCGUGAAUGCCAAAACUGAAACAAACACCGACAACACACCCACCAACAGUGAAACUAAUUCAAAUACUGAAGGUGAUAACGAUACCCAUAACGAUGUUGAUAACAACGAUGUUAAUGAUUCGGAUAACAAUGAUGAUAACGUUUCCGAUAAGAAUGAUGAUAACGAUACUAAUAACGAUACCGAUAACACAAGCCCCGACAAUAACAAUUCAGAAAUGGAUACUGACGAUACUAAGAAUGAUAAUGAUGAUGUCAAUGAUAGUGAAGACGCUCCGAAUGAUGACGAUAACUCCUAA
This is a messenger RNA of Theileria annulata, 2418 nucleotides long. RefSeq names its product metalloprotease/cell division cycle protein (FtsH). Gene Ontology annotation, cellular component: chloroplast thylakoid. The coding region runs from base 1 to 2418 and encodes 805 amino acids. The transcript has 4 exons. Lineage: Eukaryota; Apicomplexa; Aconoidasida; Piroplasmida; Theileriidae. The record is from RefSeq and is a predicted model, not a curated record. Gene Ontology annotation, biological process: proteolysis. Gene Ontology annotation, molecular function: metalloendopeptidase activity; ATP binding; ATP-dependent peptidase activity.